This is a messenger RNA of Polistes dominula (European paper wasp), 1665 nucleotides long. It is a transcript of the gene endos, whose product is annotated as endosulfine alpha. Lineage: Eukaryota; Metazoa; Arthropoda; Insecta; Hymenoptera; Vespidae. Gene Ontology annotation, molecular function: protein phosphatase inhibitor activity. Gene Ontology annotation, cellular component: cytoplasm. The record is from RefSeq and is a predicted model, not a curated record.
AUUAAGAGCGAUAAAAUGCACUCUAGUGUUAUUUUGAGACAACUACUCUGUUCCAUUUAACGAUGUUUGGCAGUGUUUCACAAUGUAACGCAGAGACCCUCUGUGUUAGUAAUUGGAAAGCAACGAAUGUUAGAUUAAAUAUUAGUCAUGAAAAUGGUUCUUAAGGUUGGUUUUUGGUAACGGUCAGACAUAUUACUCUACAUGUGACGGGAUUACUGUUUUUGAAGCACCUACGUUGACAGUCGAUUGUUUUUGGACAAAAAAUUAUUGACCAAAAGAAACUAUAAUUUACGUUCGUCAUUUUCCAUUUAAAAUUUAAAAUAAUAACUUACAUAGUCAUUGUUUACAAGACAUUACCAGUUUAUUUUGCAUAUGUUCUUUAAAGCCAGAUCAUAGAAAGUGAACAGUGUAUCUGAGAAAUAUAAAGUUAACCGUGUAGUAUAAUAAAGUCGCCAACAAUGAGCGACGAUCAGACAAACGAACCAACUGUCGAGUUGUCGUCAAACGAUAUUGAAAAGUUAGAAGAGGCUAAGCUGAAAGCUAAAUUUCCUAAUGCACUUGGACGUCCUAUUAGUGGCCAUUCGGCAUUUUUACAAAAAAGAUUAGCCAAAGGUCAAAAAUAUUUUGAUUCCGGUGAUUAUCAAAUGGCAAAACAAAAAUCAGCGGCUAAGCCAAAACCUGCUGGCAUUUUACCAACAGGUGAUGCUAUUCCUACGCCAGAAACUGUGCCGCAGCGUAAAACUUCUAUUAUUCAACAAAAAUUUAAUACAUCAACAACAUCUUAAGGUUAUCACUAUAUAUUUAAUAGUAAUAGUUAUUAAACAAACCAUCGUCCAAUUAAUAUGGUUCGAUUAUACAAAUUAAAAACAAAUUAGUUAAGCAUAGUCAUAAUUCUUUAGGUAGAGAAAAAGGAGAGAGAAUUCUUAUUCUUUUAUCUUUAAUUUUGCUAAUAGCAUGUUAUAAUAUUACUCAAUAAUUAAUUCAUUUAUAUAUUGCUAAACACAUAAUGCUAAAAUUGUCUUUAAAAAAACAACAAAAAAGAAAAAAAAAUGUUUGAAAUAUUUUAAUAUAAUAAGUAGUGUAAGAUCCAUACAUGCAAUAAUUUUUACCUGACUUGUAAUUAAUGGUUGGAAAAUAUUUGACCUAAUUAAGAGAUAUGAUACGUUUUAUUAAUCAUUACUUUUGUGUUUUAUUUUUUUUUAUUUCUUAUUAAAAAAAUUUGUAUCACAGUAAUUUAGUUGAUUUGAUUAUUACAAAAUCUUUACUUUGAGUUUUUCCGAUAAAUAAAAAAAUUCCAACUUUAUAUAUACCAUCUAAUUUCAAAAUGAUAAAUCAUAUAAAAUAAGAAAAUAUACAUAUAAGAUACUGUAAAAUUACGUGCAUGACAAAAGUAGUAAUGAUGUACGAAUGAUUAUUAAUUAAUAACGAAUGAAAAUAAAUCCAGUGCUCUAUCUACGCAAUAGAGAGAGAUUCAGGGUAAAAGAUAAUAUUAAUAAUACAGAUAUGCAUUUUAAAAGUUGCUGUGAUGCACUUAGUAAGAGUAUUUUCUUAUAAGGAAUUCAGAUUGUCCUAAAAAUCUGUGUGCAAAGUAAGAUGAAUCACAAAAGAAGCUACUCUGCUUUGAUUAUUGUAAACUAUAUUAGUAAUAUAUUGCAAUUAAAAUAA